AUGGCGGCUUCCGAUGAACUGGUUGAUUUUGAUAUCAUCGAGGCACAAAAGGAAAACGUUCAAUCACUGCCUGGUGGCCGAUCAGCUCGAGAGCUCGCCCGAAUCUUUUCAGGUGGCAGCAACAGUGACAAAAUUCCAUCGCCAUCACCAAACGGAACACGAACUAUUAACGAUGCUAUGCGCCAAGAAUACGAAAGUGAACUGCAAUCAAUAGGAGAAUCGGACGAUCCCCUUGACGUUUACGACCGAUAUGUAAAAUGGACCCUGAACGCCUAUCCGUCCGCACAAGCAACUCCCGAAUCUGGCCUACUACCUCUCUUGGAACGGGCAACAAAGUCUUUCCUUUCAAGUUCACAUUACAGAAAUGAUCCUCGAUAUCUACGACUAUGGCUUCAUUACGUUCGACUCUUCUCCGAUGCCCCACGCGAAACAUUUGCAUUCCUCGCCCGUCAUCGGAUCGGUGAGAGCUUAGCACUAUUCUAUGAAGAAUUUGCUGGGUGGCUAGAGGGCGCUGGACGCUGGUCACAAGCCGACGAGGUUUACAGGCUGGGUAUGGACCGCGAGGCGCGACCGGUGGAGAGGUUGGCACGGAAAUACAACGAGUUUCAACAACGAUACGAUCAACGCGAACAAGAUACCGGCCCGUCUUCGCCCGCUUUACCGAAAGUUCGUCCCGCGCUGGCCGCCAAGAUGGAUCCAUUCGCCCCAUCCGAUACCGUUGCGGAUCCUCAAGCAUCACGGUCCUCGCCUCAGGCGGGUGCUGCUCCGAAGACAAAAUCCGGAAAGCCCAAGAUGGCUAUUUUCUCAGAUGCUGACUCGGCUGCGCCGGGUCCCGCAACCGGUGGACCGACAAAGGGCUGGGAAAGCAUUGGGUCAAUCCGGGAUCGCAAGAAAGAGAAUGAAGUGGAGGCGAAGCCAUGGGCAGGAGAGACUUUGAAGGUUGGCAAGAAGGCUGCGCCGGCCCAAAAGAUGGCAAUCUUCAGAGAUCAGUCAAAUCCAGAUUUUCCUUCCAAAAAGCCAAUGCAGCCCACAGAAGUACCCGAGCAUCAUGUAAGGGAAGCCGUUAAUCCGCGAACCGGCCGACGAGAACGUGUAUUUGUCGACCUGGAAUCCGUAUACCCUGACCGCACAAACCCUACCCACGAGAUGAGUUUUGAGGAGCUCAGGGCUAUCAAACGUGGAUGGAUGUACAAGGACUGGCGCAAGCAAAAGGAGCCUCUGCAGCAAAUUUCCGGAAACGCAGCCGGCUCCGAGGCUUUUCCAGUGACAUCACACCCACUUGAAGACUUACCAGGGCAUCUUGCCCAGAAUUUGACCAUAGAUAGCCAUUCACAAAUUCAAACUCAAGAUGGAAGCCAUGAAGACAGGUCCAGCAAAUCAAAUCGCAUCAAGGUCAAGGGAGAAACAGUCCAAACACAAACAGUCAAAAUGAACUUCGAUUCCCCAGCCAAAAAGAAGGUCCGACGAAAGAGUACUCGGGAACCGACAAUGACCAUGCACACUCGUGCAGCAACGGACGAGAUCUACAGCAUUUUCAAUCAACCAUUGAAAGCUGAAACAGAAGAUGACGCCGAUAGCUUUUGCGACAGCGAUUAUGAAGAUGAUGAUGCUGCUAGUACAGGAGAUAGUACAGGCACAGGACACAUCUCGGCGGCCUCAAGUGACUUUGGCGAUGAAGAGACUCAGACAUUCCACAAAUCUUACGACGACACUGAUUAUGCCAACACCACCCUAGCUGAAAGUGUCGAUGGCGAGGGAAGCGAUUGGACAGAAUUCAAUGCUGACCGCGAUAUUCCUGACAUCGAAAACACUGACGUUACCUCACGCUCUGUCGUCAAUGAUGAGGACGACGAAGAUGCAGAGAGUUCAACGCUUGGAACACCAGACAGAAAAGGAUUUGUGCCAGAAAUGCCUGACGACUAUGCUCCGCCUUGGGGAACCUACCGCGAUCCUGCGAUCAUGGCUCAGAACCGGCUGCCUUUCAUGACACCUAUUGUGGAGCGAACAGAAUGUUCCAUUCCUUCUUUGACAACUGCCCGCAACAGCAUUUACAACGCCAAGACACCUUCCAAGCCUCGAUCGCCAGCUCACGAUCUCCUACUUUCCAGUCCAUUUGGAACCAGCACACCAUUUCAAGGAGACCAUACCGUCACAUCCGCAACCGACGUGCCAUUCAGUCCUACAGCUUUCAAGGCACUUGCGCCUAAACUACAGAGGCGGGAAGCUAUAAUUAGAGAUUUACAGUGCAACCCGACUGACAAGGGCAUUCGCAACACGAUCCUCAAUUCUUUGGAGCCACCACUAGCCACUUAUACUGGUUACCAUGGCCAUGUUGAAGACAGCAACUAUGCUUCAAUGAUCCAAAAGUUUGUCAAGACUCAUACCAGACGAUCAAAAGGCGCCGACGACCAUGCACUCGACACACCUAUCCUGGAAUUCCCGGGGGCGGAACGAAGCUACAUCAUUCGGCGAGAGCUUGGAGCCGGUGCAUACGCCCCUGUUUACUUAGCUGAAAGUGUCGACAGCCUUGAAGCGUACGGUUCCGACUCCGACGACGGUGCAAGCCUUAUCAAAUCGCCGAACGCUUAUGACACACCUCGAUUCCCCUUCGAGGCAGUCAAGGUCGAAAACGGACCUUCGAGUGCAUGGGAAUUCUACAUGAUCCGCACAGCCUACGAUCGUCUUCGACAAUCCGUCGAUUCCCGAGCCACAGAUAGCAUUGUCCGUGCACAUGAGCUACAUGUACACCAACGGGAAAGCUUCUUAGUGGAGGACUACCGAGGACAAGGCACAUUGCUCGACCUUGUCAAUAUCGUUCGCAAUGAAUCUCUCAACUCGAAUCAUACAUCCGAAGGCGGUCUCGAAGAGGCCUUGGCAAUGUUCUUCUCCGUUGAAUUAUUCCGCACUGUUGAAGCUCUCCACGCAAAUGGAGUCCUACACGGCGAUAUCAAAGCAGAUAACUGCCUUGUCCGUCUUGACGAACCAAACUCCAACGAACCACCCGCUAAAGCCCUUUCCCUCCUCGACCUCGGUACCGAUGAGCCUUCCUUCGACCCCCGCGAAAGCAUUCACUACUCUGCAAGCGGCUCCCAUGGCUGGCAACAAAAAGGCCUCGCCCUAAUUGACUUCGGGCGCGGUAUCGACAUGCAAGCCUUCUCGCCCGCCGUCCAAUUUGUCGCUGACUGGGAAACUGUCACUCACGAGUGCAACGAAAUCCGCGAGAAACGACCAUGGACGUACCAAAUCGAUCUAUACGGUAUCGCAGGCGUCAUUCACGUCCUGCUCUUCGGCAAAUAUGUCGACUCCACACCCGUAAAUGACGAAAACGCAUCGGCCGGAUCGCCCCGCACCUAUCGUAUUCGUGAAUCUUUCAAACGAUAUUGGGACCGCGAACUCUGGGCCGGUGUCUUCGAUCUCCUGUUAAACCCUGGUGCCGAACGCUGGCAGCGUAUCGAGCGUGAAAAUAGUCCUCCAGAUGCUUCGUCGUCGCUUUUUCUUCCUGUCUUGCAUUCCAUGCGUCAAGUUCGUCGUGGUAUGGAGGAGUGGCUCCUUGAUCAUGCUGAAAAGAAGGGUCUGGCGCUUCAGCUGAGGAAGAUCGAGGCGUUGCUUGCGGAGCGGAAGAAGAAAUUGGAGAGGUGA
This is a messenger RNA of Penicillium soppii, 3639 nucleotides long. RefSeq names its product putative checkpoint protein kinase (SldA). The coding region runs from base 1 to 3639 and encodes 1212 amino acids. Gene Ontology annotation, molecular function: protein kinase activity; ATP binding. The record is from RefSeq and is a predicted model, not a curated record. NCBI's taxonomy places the organism in Eukaryota, Fungi, Ascomycota, Eurotiomycetes, Eurotiales, Aspergillaceae. The transcript has 3 exons. Gene Ontology annotation, biological process: mitotic spindle assembly checkpoint signaling; protein phosphorylation; meiotic sister chromatid cohesion, centromeric.